This is a messenger RNA of Aspergillus aculeatus ATCC 16872, 2632 nucleotides long. RefSeq lists its product as uncharacterized. The coding region runs from base 145 to 2355 and encodes 736 amino acids. The record is from RefSeq and is a predicted model, not a curated record. Lineage: Eukaryota; Fungi; Ascomycota; Eurotiomycetes; Eurotiales; Aspergillaceae. The transcript has a single exon.
GGAACGUCCAAAUUCCACUCCCCGCCACCUCCACUUGCUCACCCGCCAAUCGCUGCACUUCCGGGCUCGGUGUCGCAUGACCAUGCCGCCAACGCCGAUGCCGCCGCCGCAAACAAUAAUAGCAGCACUGCUAUUCAAAGAAGCAUGUCGCGGUAUCGUCGCAGAAACCCGCCGCCUACGCAGCAGCCCUUAGAGGCUACAUCACAGCCUCCUUUGCUCACUUCUGCACCCGGCUAUAAAUCACACGUAGCAAGCAAUGGCACCUCAGUCUCGCAACCUCCGCAGGAUCGACCUGAGGAAACACAAAUGGCUCGUAUUCGACAAAAGUUGGCCCUAAGAAUAGCCACCCGAGAAAAACGGGUCCCCGAUGACAGCGAAGACGAAGAUGCCGAGCGCCACAGACAUCGACAGAAUGCAAUGGACCGUCUGACCGGAGGUGAGGAUGUGCCGAUUUCCAACCCCUUCGAGACAACAACCACACGCGACAAGCCAGCCAAGGAGGUGUGUGAAAAACGCGCAAACGGAGGAACGGCCGCGAGUCGCCGUACGAGCCGUGAACCCAAACGACGAUCCCUCAACAUUGCGACAGCAAAGGCCACUCAAGUCAAAAGUUCCAAGGGCGAUUCCUCCGCGAGUAGUCCGACCGAAGCUAGUCCUGGCGCCCAAUUCCCCGAUGCUCCUGUAUCGGCCGUGAAUGCACGGGAGCGUCGCGUUUUGGUCCAGUAUAGAAAAACCUCAAUGAAAGUCUGCGUCAAUCCCUCGACAUCCGCGCAAGAUAUCCUCGCCACUGGCAUGACUUACAUGGCUAAAGGGGAGGACCCCGGGAAGUUCAUCUUGAUGGAAUCUUUCGCCGAUUUAGGACUAGAGCGGCCGUUGCGUCGGUACGAAUGUGUACGCGAUGUGAUGAACUCUUGGGCCCACGAUGAGCAGAACUCAUUGAUCAUCGUUCCUGCAGCCAGUCUCGAUGCCCUUUCUCUGCUCGACGCUCAGAAUGUGUCACUUGGCCAGCCUGCGGAGACGACGUUUUACUUGUAUUACUCUCAGCGUCCCCGCAAAUGGGACAAGCGAUAUGUUACUCUACGGUCAGAUGGACAAAUUACAAUAUCCAAGAAAGAAGGCCAGGAGCAAACAAAUGUGUGCCACCUCUCCGACUUCGAUAUAUAUUCGCCAACAGCGAGCUCUUUGGCGAACAACGUCAAACCACCGAAGAAGUUCUGUCAAGCCAUCAAGAGUCAGCAAAAAUCAACGAUGUUCUUAUCGACCGAGAACUUCGUCCACUACUUCUCCACCAGUGACCGAGACAUGGCUGAUAACUGGCAGAAGGCGGUCCAGACCUGGCGCAGCUGGUACCUGGUCACUAUGCUUGGAGCAGGCAAGCCGUCGGAGACGGAUAAUGCCACAUCCUCCGAUGAAUCGGUAGCAGCUGGAAAGCGGUUUCAGAAGCCUUUAUUGAACCCUUUUGAAGAGGCCAGCAAUGAGAUUAAGGCGCCUGCCCUGCCUCUGGCAGAGCGCACGCAGCCUACAAAGGCCAAGGAAUUGUUCUCCCAUAAGAAAAGCAUCCGCGAGCGUGGACCUCCCCCGACGUCGUUUCCCAAACUUUUGACUGGGGAGGCUGAUCUUGCUGCAGAGUCUUCCGAUGAAGCUACUUUCUCAGCCAGUGGUCUCUUAGGCCGGACCUACACCAUGCGUCAACGGGCCAUGAAAGAGCGUGAAGAGCAAGAAAAGCGUGACAAUGAGGACCGCCUUCGUCAGGGCCUCGUGGGCACUAUGGGUACCCGCCGUGUCAAUACUGGUCCUAGUAGCCGGUCCAACACCAUGACAUCUACUCACGCGCCAGACUUCAGCGCCGUGAAACGGUCCCAGUCCGUCAAGGCAAAGCCUCUGGUGGAUUUGACCCCGGUGUAUAGCGAACCCCCACAGCAUAUCCGCAAGGGAAGGGGAGUGACUGUUGACCCAGGCGUCCCCUUGAUCGACGCAGCCACAGGCCCCGAAGUCCCAGGAGGCAUCCAGAUACCGUCGGCUACUACCUGGCGCCGACCCCCAGUGCCCCCUGAGCCGAUGUCCGCCGUUGAACCCAGAACUCGUAAACGAUCGAACACCGCGCGCAGUAUCAAUGGUCAACAACGUUACCACCACACCGCUCCUACCACCCCAAUCUCCCCCGUGGACCUCGUUUCCGGCCGUGACGGCCCCUUCAUACCCCAUAGCCUACUGGCUCGCGCUCAACCGGCGCCCGCACCAGGUCCUCCCGUGGGCCAUGGCGUGGCAACCGGAGAUCGCAAUGCCACUAAACCGAUGCUGGAUAUGGCCCCCGAAAAUCCUUUCGCCGAGGGAAGCUUGCUUCGGGGCUUGUAGCGGCAACACAUACCACUAUCCCACUACCAUACAAAUCACGAUUUAAACGGCACUUGACAAUCACUUAGCAAUGGCGUUAAUACCCUUUCGGCUGGGACUUUGUGUUAUCACAGCGAUCUAGAAUGGCAUGGCUCGAACCUUGUGCCUCUUUAUUGCCUCGUUCCAAUAUACCUUCUGGUUUAUAGUCGGAAUUCAUGGCAUGGGUUGUACUUCUAGUUUUAUUUGAUCAUUAUUUGACAAUGCUGGUCUGGUGAUCGGUGCAGGUCCUUACAUCUAU